Messenger RNA from Fusarium fujikuroi IMI 58289, 861 nucleotides. RefSeq names its product related to RTM1 protein. Gene Ontology annotation, cellular component: membrane. NCBI's taxonomy places the organism in Eukaryota, Fungi, Ascomycota, Sordariomycetes, Hypocreales, Nectriaceae. The coding region runs from base 1 to 861 and encodes 286 amino acids. The transcript is spliced from 4 exons. The record is from RefSeq and is a predicted model, not a curated record.
AUGUCUGGCACAGCAGCAGGAGAUGGUGAUGCUAUUUUCAAGCUCUACCGGUAUGACCCGUCCAUGGCGGCGGCUGUCAUCUUCAUCAUCCUCUUUCUGAUGGUCACCGGACUGCAUACGUAUCAAUUAAUUAGGACCAAGACGUGGUUCUUUUCUUGCUUCGUCAUCGGUGGUUUCAUGCAGGUCAUUGGUUACAUUGGUAGGGCAGUGUCUGCCAGCGAAAGCCCCAACUGGACUGUGAAACCUUACGUGGUCCAGACUCUGCUGUUGCUUAUCUCACCAGCCCUGUUCGCGGCAAGCAUUUACAUGAUCCUCGGACGUAUCAUCAUUAUUACCGAUGGCGAGCGGCACUCACCUAUCAAGAGGGUGUGGCUAACAAAGAUCUUUGUCGUUGGUGAUGUCGCGUCCUUUAUUCUUCAAGGCGCAGGUGGUGGCAUGAUGGCAGGUGGAUCCCUCGAUGCUCUGCACAAUGGCGAACGUAUCGUCAUUAUAGGUCUCAUCGUGCAAAUUGUCUUCUUCUCGCUAUUUGCUGUCACCGCAGCCGUGUUUCACAUCAGGCUCGUGGGUUCUGUAUCCGCAAAGGCCGCUGUAUCAGGCAUCCCUUGGCAGAGGUAUCUUUAUACACUGUACAUCGCCUCUGCCCUCAUUCUUGUACGGUCUGUGUUUCGCCUGAUCGAAUACGCACAGGGGAACGCUGGCUAUCUCAUCUCUCAUGAGGCGUACAUGUACAUCUUCGACAGUAUUUUAAUGUUUCUUGCCAUGGUCUUGUUCACCUGGGAGCAUCCGAGUCAGCUGAAUGCUAAGCUGAACGGGGGAGGAACUGCUGUUAGGUAUGGGAUUCGAUUAUACUGGGAGAAGUAG